GACUCAAAUUGAUUUGCGGGUCGAUCGUAACAUGAUAGAGGGACAGUAAAUCUAAAGCUAUCUUCUCUUAAUCGACCUUCUUGGUUCAAAUAAUCACUCAUAAUUGUCUUCUUCUUUAUGGGUUUUUCGCGAGAAGAAAUGUUAUGAGCUACAAUAAGCUUCAGACAUUGGAUUCUGUUUUCUCGAAUUGGGUUUUCGUUUCACAUGGAGAAAAGAGUAUAUGAAGUCUGGAAAGGGAGAAAUAAGUUUUUUCUUGGAGGGAGGUUGAUAUUUGGUCCAGAUGGCAAGUCUCUAGUGGUGUCUGCAUCGCUGAUCAUUGUUCCGGUUAUUAUUUUCUGUAUAUUCGUAGGCAGACAUCUUGUCCAUGAGUUUCAUGCAGGAUAUGCGAUCGUUAUGGCUCCUAUCGUCUUCACAAUCUAUGUAUUGGUACUUCUUCUUCUUACUUCAGCCCGGGAUCCCGGAAUCAUCCCUCGUAACACGCAUCUGCCCGAUGAAGAAUUCCGAUAUGGCACUUCAAUAUCACAUGAAGCCGCUGGAAGACAGACUCCGCGCAUACAGUUUCCUCGAACAAAAGAAGUUAUAGUCAACGGAGUAUCGGUCCGAGUCAAGUACUGCGAAACGUGCAUGCUUUUUCGACCUCCUCGUUGCUCUCAUUGUUCCAUUUGUAACAAUUGUGUCGAGCGGUUCGAUCACCAUUGUCCAUGGGUCGGCCAAUGCAUCGGUCUGCGUAAUUAUCGAUUCUUCUUUUUAUUCGUUUCCUCUUCGACACUUCUUUGUAUCUAUGUACUUUCUAUGUCGGGUUUGUACAUCAAGAUUUUGAUGAGGGAUCACGAGUGCACGGUUUGGGAGGGGAUUCAAGAAUCUCCGUCAUCGGUGGUGUUGAUGGCUUAUUGUUUUAUCACACUGUGGUUCGUCGGUGGCCUCACGGGGUUUCAUCUCUACCUCAUCAGUUCGAACCAGACUACCUACGAGAAUUUCCGGUACCGAGCGGACAACUGGUUGAAUGUUUAUGAUCGAGGUUGUGCGGGAAAUUUUGGAGAAGUAUUCUGCUCAAAGAUAAAGCCAUCAAGAAACAAGUUCCGAGCUCCUAUGCAAGAAGUCCAACUUGGGCCUGGUGGAUCGACUCAGGAAUCUGGUGCCGACUCGUGCCCGGAGGACCGACGCAUGAAGGUCGAAGACGAUAUGGAUAUAGGCGGAGACCUAUUAAAGAUUUCUCAGCGUCACAAUAUCAAAGAUGUUGAAUCCCAUGAUCGUAACUCUUUAGAAAUCGAUUCCGCUUUAGGGUCGGGUACACAUACUCCAACCGCAAAUUCUGACAGAAACUCACGGUGGGAUAUUGCACCGGAAGUCUUUGCUAUGAACUCGAACGUAAAUGAGAGCAGAAGCUAUGCAGAUCAAAAGCAAGGGUACUAAUGACCUUUCGCAGCCGAUGUAACCCUUUGGUAAAGGGUAUUUUGGGAAUGGUCUUACACAGCAAAUCAAACUUUCUGUUUUUGCGAAAUAUCAAACUUUCACCUCUGUUUUUGCGAGGAUCACGAGCUUCUUGUAGUUGUGUAGGGGUAUUUUAGUCAUUUUUGCGGUGUCACGUGUUUGACAGACCGAUAGCCGCGAGCAUUAGAGCAAUGGUAACGUUAUUGGUUUCUAACUCGAACUUUACAGGAUCGAAUACCGGAUUUAGCAAGAGCAAACAAAAUCAUGACUUCUAGUGA
Molecule: messenger RNA, 1709 nt
Organism: Cynara cardunculus var. scolymus (artichoke)
Lineage: Eukaryota; Viridiplantae; Streptophyta; Magnoliopsida; Asterales; Asteraceae
Product: protein S-acyltransferase 8-like
Exons: 5
Coding region: 205-1413 (402 amino acids)
Biological process (GO): protein targeting to membrane; peptidyl-L-cysteine S-palmitoylation
Cellular component (GO): endoplasmic reticulum; Golgi apparatus
Molecular function (GO): protein-cysteine S-palmitoyltransferase activity
Source: RefSeq, a predicted model, not a curated record